AUGGCUCAAAGGACGCAAAGGACCAACCUACCCGAGAAUGUGACUGAUCAUCGUUUUUUACAAUUUCCGCAAACGCUGAACGAUGCUACCCGGGCGCGUUAUGUCACCAACUUGAGCUUGCUUCUCACCAAAGAGAUUGAUAUAGCGCCAUCAUUCGAUUGGGAAUUGGCUACUCGGAUCGGACUAGCUGCAUUGAUCCAGGGAUUUUUGCAAUACACGCACUCGGACGCGAGUGGUCUGGACUUGUUUGUGUGUCAGGGAUGGGCACUUUCCUAUGAUCCUAGGAAGGCAUCCGAUGACAGGACAGCUUUUGCCUUCAGACUGGGUGGAGUGAGCCGGGAAUGCAGCGUGAUAGAGCUUGCGACUCGAGUGGGUAUUUACACAGCCGAUGAGACGAGGAGUGUCCACUUCCCGACAUUCCUUGCUGAUUGUCUUACGGAGUGGCCAGAUGACUAUAACUAG
This is a messenger RNA of Lactuca saligna, 462 nucleotides long. The record is from the annotation of a GenBank genome assembly. NCBI's taxonomy places the organism in Eukaryota, Viridiplantae, Streptophyta, Magnoliopsida, Asterales, Asteraceae.